AUGUCAGCAAAUAGAGCGUACGUCAACAACUUCAGGAGCUCGGAUAGAAGGUUGGCCGCAGGGGCCAAGGCAACCCAGUUCCUGCACACCUCCACACAGCCGGUGAAGCUCAACCAUGCGAUGCUGAAUUCUUCGUCUCAGAUACCUGAUGGCUCGAAGGUCGAGACAAUAAAGGAUGGAAGAAAGGUGGUGAAGGGUGUAGUGGUGGGUGAGAACAAAAUCAAGACUGUUCAGAGAACAGGAGGGGGGAAGACGUGGAACGACCCGUCACUGUUGGAAUGGGAUCCCAAGCAUUUCAGGCUGUUUGUUGGAAAUCUCGGGUCCGAUGGCUCCGAUGAAUUACUGUAUAGAGCUUUUUCACCCUAUCCAAGUCUCACAAAGGCCAAAGUGCCGGUGGACCCCAAGACACAGAAGAACAAAGGGUUCGGGUUCGUGGCGUUCUCAGAUCCAGACGACUAUCUGAGGGCUUUCAAGGAGAUGAACGGCAAGUUUAUUGGUCAGAGGCCAGUCCAGUUAAAGAGGGCACAAACAGAAGUGAAAGGGAAGACCAAGAAGAUUAGACGUGUGAAAUAG
Messenger RNA from Kuraishia capsulata CBS 1993, 573 nucleotides. RefSeq lists its product as uncharacterized. The transcript has a single exon. Gene Ontology annotation, molecular function: mRNA binding. Lineage: Eukaryota; Fungi; Ascomycota; Pichiomycetes; Pichiales; Pichiaceae. The record is from RefSeq and is a predicted model, not a curated record. The coding region runs from base 1 to 573 and encodes 190 amino acids.